This is a messenger RNA of Gavia stellata (red-throated loon), 1320 nucleotides long. It is a transcript of the gene DCTD, whose product is annotated as dCMP deaminase. The record is from RefSeq and is a predicted model, not a curated record. Gene Ontology annotation, molecular function: zinc ion binding; dCMP deaminase activity. The transcript is spliced from 6 exons. Gene Ontology annotation, biological process: dUMP biosynthetic process; dTMP biosynthetic process. Lineage: Eukaryota; Metazoa; Chordata; Aves; Gaviiformes; Gaviidae. The coding region runs from base 12 to 587 and encodes 191 amino acids. Gene Ontology annotation, cellular component: cytoplasm.
GCCGCGGCGGGAUGAGCGGCCACCAGCCCAGCCGCCACCUGAACGGUUUCAGCAAUGAAGCAUCCUGCAAAAAACGAGAGGAUUAUUUGGAAUGGCCUGAAUAUUUUAUGGCAGUAGCUUUUUUAUCAGCACAAAGAAGCAAGGAUCCAAGUUCUCAGGUUGGUGCCUGCAUUGUAAAUUCAGAAAACAAGAUUGUUGGAAUUGGAUACAAUGGGAUGCCUAAUGGCUGCAGCGAUGAUGUACUUCCCUGGACGAGAACAGCAGCACAUAGACUAGACACAAAAUAUCCUUAUGUGUGCCAUGCCGAAUUGAAUGCCAUUAUGAACAAAAACUCAGCUGAUGUGAAAGGCUGCAGCAUGUAUGUUGCCUUAUUUCCAUGUAAUGAAUGUGCAAAGCUCAUCAUCCAGGCAGGCAUAAAGGAAGUUAUUUUUAUGUCUGACAAGUAUCAUGACACUACAGAAAUGACAGCUGCACGGCGGAUGUUUGAUUUAGCAGGUAUUAUAUACAGGGAAUUCAAGCCAAAGUGUAACAAGAUUGUCAUCGACUUUGAUUCAAUUAACAGCAGACCAAGUCAAAAGCUUCUGUGAAUUAAGUCUCAUUAAGUCUCUGGAAGACUGUGAUUAUCCUUUUUUAAAAAGAUGCUAAUUCCUUUCAUCUUGAAGUUACUUGCAACUUUUUUAUGGCUUCUGUAGCUAAAGUAGACUUCUAAGAAAUUCAAGGCAUAAAAUGUCCCCCUCACUUCAUCUUGUCAUGUGGAAUCUAAAUCUACUUAAAAUUUUUGAAUGCCUUUGUCAAAACUGCUUAAAAAGUCUAGAGACAUGUAGAUGAGACAAUACAAUGUGUGUGAAGAAAACUGUUCUGAUUCUUGCUGUAUUCAUCACCAUGUGCUCUGAUAGGCUGUCAGCAUUGAUUUAGACUCAGUUUAACAGUAGUACUUACUGUAACCAGUAGUACAGUGGAAUACGCUAAUACAUGUUGAUCUCUAUUGGAUAUGUGAACCUAAAUAGUUGAUCCUAAUAAAGAGCAAAAAAUGUUAUCCAUGCAAAUACUAAUCUUCCAAGUAGCAUAACACUAAUAUUUUAAAAGGUUAUGCAGUUUAAAGAAUGUGUGAUAUUCUGCAUGUGUUAUCCAACAAAUGAAAUACCAAUUUUUUCAUUUAAUUGCUGUCUAACAUUGUCAUACAUGGGGAGGGGUGAGAGAGGAAGUGUUCUGAGAAUGGUCUGUGUUGGACGGAGCUUUACAGGUGCUUUCAAGUCCUUGUUUUCCCCAAGACUCCAGAAUUGCAGGGGGUUCAGGGAGUAAAUCAUUUGGCUCUUUACC